Messenger RNA from Phlebotomus argentipes, 1154 nucleotides. Its product is annotated as luciferin sulfotransferase. Lineage: Eukaryota; Metazoa; Arthropoda; Insecta; Diptera; Psychodidae. Gene Ontology annotation, molecular function: sulfotransferase activity. The record is from RefSeq and is a predicted model, not a curated record. The coding region runs from base 7 to 1089 and encodes 360 amino acids. Gene Ontology annotation, biological process: sulfation. The transcript is spliced from 2 exons. Gene Ontology annotation, cellular component: cytoplasm.
UGAAGAAUGGCUUUCAAUAACAACAAAGGUGAAUUCGAUUUUCCGUUCGCAAUCAAGGAAAUCGAUCCGGAUAUCAAUCAGCAGUUGCUCAGAGACUUCCGUGGUAAGAAUAUGUUGCGGAAAAUUGCUAAAAGCGAGAAGACGGGAUUUGUCCAAGUCGGUGAGGAGAAGUGGUUCUUUCCCAGUCAGUACAGCGAAAUGGCGCAACACUUUUACAACUUCCAAGCGCGCCAGGAUGACAUCUGGGUGGCCACAUUUCCACGCUCUGGCACCACGUGGACGCAGGAGUUGGUCUGGAUGAUUGCCAAUGAUCUGGACUACGUUGCGGCACAGCGAGAGCCACUCACGAAGCGCUUUCCCUUCUUCGAGUUCGCCAUGUUUCUGCAUCCCGAGACGAAGGCCGAACUGAUGCAGCUCAAUGUGGAUUCGCCACAGCGACAGGCCUUCGUGGAGGAGAUCUCUGUGCCAGCGUACAAGUUUCUGCCGCACAUCACCGGCAGGCGCUUCAUCAAGACACACUUCCCAUUCUCCCUCAUGCCGCCCAGCGUCUUGAGUUCGGGUGCGAAGAUUGUGUACGUGGCCAGAAAUCCACGAGAUGUUCUCGUGUCAUUCUACCACCUGAAUCGCCUGUAUCGCUCUCAGGGCUACAUUGGUGACUUCGCCACGUACUGCGAGUACUUUGAGGAGAAUCUGGCGCCGUGGAUGCCCUACUGGAGUCACAUUCGCGAGGGAUGGGAGAACAGGAAUCAUCCCAAUGUGCUCUUUAUGUUCUACGAAGACAUGAAUCGUGAUCUCGCGGCCACAAUUAGGCACGUCGCUGACUUCCUGGGCAAAUCCCUGACAGAUGCCCAAGUGGAGAGACUCAGGCAGUAUCUGAGCAUUGAGGAGUUUCGCAAGAAUGACGCAGUAAAUUGCACGGAGCUCAAGAGCAUUCACUUGCUGAACAGUGGCGAACAGGGAUUCGUGAGGCGUGGGAAGAGUGAUGGAUGGAGUGAAGAAUACACACCGGAAUUGAGGGAGAGAGUUACCAAGUGGAUAUUGAAGCAUUCCAAGGAGUUACCAUUCAAAUUUCCAUGCGAUCUUGUAUAAAAAAACCGCGUUUAGAGAUGGUUUUUUUCUGGGUUUCGAGUGUUUAUCGCCAAUAAAUGUUACAA